Messenger RNA from Zasmidium cellare ATCC 36951, 507 nucleotides. RefSeq lists its product as uncharacterized. Gene Ontology annotation, biological process: protein phosphorylation. Gene Ontology annotation, molecular function: protein serine/threonine kinase activity; ATP binding. The record is from RefSeq and is a predicted model, not a curated record. Lineage: Eukaryota; Fungi; Ascomycota; Dothideomycetes; Mycosphaerellales; Mycosphaerellaceae. Gene Ontology annotation, cellular component: cytoplasm. The coding region runs from base 1 to 507 and encodes 168 amino acids. The transcript has 2 exons.
AUGGAACCGACCUAUGAUGCACCGCAUCAUAUCGCAAUCAUACACGACGAUGUAUGGAGACACUACAACAAUAUCGAGGUCGUAAAAAAUCAAGGACGAGAUCAUCUUGGCGUGUCGUUCAGGUGCCGUCUUGAGAAACGCAGCCUUUGCGCGAAAUCCCUCGUGGUCGUGAAACAAGAGCCAAUGGACCUCUCGCACCAGAUGAGAUUUCUUAAAACACCGACGCAUGAUAACAUAGCAAAAUUGUAUGCUGCAUUCUGGAAUGGCUCAAUACUUUCCUUGAUAUAUGAGGAUAUGGAGAUCUCGUUGCAAGAAUCGCUAAGCAUUGACAUGAACAUUUGGAUAGUCGAACACUGGGAGCAGUAUAGUCAGACUGGAUCCAUUCUUAAGCAGAUUGUUAUGGCACUACAGUACCUACAUACGCAUGAAAAAUGUGCCCAUGGAGACAUACAGCCAGCUAACGUCCUGCUUGAUCUUCGGGGCUGCAUUAAGAUUGGUGAGCAAUAA